Giardia duodenalis is the source of this 717-nucleotide messenger RNA. Its product is annotated as Casein kinase II beta chain. Bases 1 to 717 code for a protein of 238 amino acids. NCBI's taxonomy places the organism in Eukaryota, Fornicata, Diplomonadida, Hexamitidae. The transcript has a single exon. The record is from RefSeq and is a predicted model, not a curated record. Gene Ontology annotation, molecular function: protein kinase regulator activity. Gene Ontology annotation, cellular component: cytoplasm; protein kinase CK2 complex.
AUGGAAGAAGGGGGGAGCAGUGGGUCUUAUUCUGAUGAGCAAGAAGACUGGCUUACUGCUUUUCUCUCUCAGGGCGGUUUUCGGAGGCUGCUCGUAGAAGUACCGGAAUACUAUCUGGAAGAUAACCUAGCCCUUUAUGGUUUAGAGCCGGAGAUCAAGCACUUUUCAGAAGCACUAAAGCUCAUUCGCAACGAACCGCAAACCACGGAUGUCGACGAGAUGGCUGUUUCAAAGGCUGCAGCGCUUCUCUAUGCUCAUAUCCAUGCCAGGUACAUUUUGACGCCUCAAGGGCUUGAGGAUGUAAGACAGAAGUAUGAGCGUUGCGAAUAUGGUAAGUGUCCUCGCUACCUGUGCAGUGGACAGCGGCUACUUCCCUACAGUGCCGUUGAAAAACCAGGAAAGGAUGUACUGCGUUGCUUUUGCCCUGCCUGCCAUAAGCUAUACAAGCUCUAUAACACGGAUCCUGAGUUCUUUAUAGAUGGUUGCUUCUAUGGCCCUUCUCUGGUGCCAAUGUUUAUCCUCACCUACCCAAAUAUUAUGCCCCCGCCAAGCCAACAGUACAUACCAACACUUUACGGAUUUAAACUUUUCAAUAAGCAAUCUCGUGGGAAGAAUAUUCAUCCAGCCAUAACUUUUCUAAAGUCUAAAGAUCCUCAUUUUGCUAAACUAAUGAACAGAAAAUAUAUAGAGUGUAACGAAACUGAAAGUAAACAGUAG